CGACUUGGCGCCAAGUGGAAAAUCAAGCGCACCUGCCGCAAUCACACUGCCAAAGCUCACCUCCGACGACAGAACCUCGCAGCACGUUCGCACAAAUACCGUCGCCAUGGCCAAGUCAAAGAACUCGUCUCAGCACAACCAGGCUAAGAAGAACCACAAGAACGGUAUCAAGAAGCCAAAGACCAACCGAUACCCUUCGCUCAAGGGAACCGACCCUAAGUUCCGGAGAAACCACAGACAUGCUCUUCACGGCACCAUGAAGGCAUUGAAAGAGGUCAAGGAAGGCAAGCGCGAUGCGGCAUAAAUGAAUUUUGUCCAUUGAGUUUUGCUUUUCACUACUGCUGGGACCUGGAGCAUACCACACGGCGGUCUGACAUUACGGCUUCGACACGAGAGCAUGCCAUGGCGCAAAAGCGAGAGAAGGGAUGGAAAUGGCAUUGCGAGAAGGGAGAUACCUGCCUGCUUGAGAAAGGCCUCAUGACGAAGGUAGCUGAAUUGCAUGCCUGAACUGACAAGUCCGCCUUCUCCACCACGAACCUCUCACCAAAAGGUAAGCUGCGGCGGUACCAGGCGCGUCUACCACUCGGACCUCGGGUUGCGCUCUCCGAUCCAUGGUGUUUCUCCCUUUCCUUCUUUGUUCUAUCCCACGGCAGCAGUGUGUACAACGCCUCGCACAAUCUCCAUGCUUCAGCGUUGAAGGAAAAUCUAUCAUGCCAAGAUUGAGUCUUUUCGGAGCAUACCAUGUCAUUACCAAACACAAACGCUGUUUCUGUCGGCGUUUGUGCAUGAAGACUGUGGUUACAGACCAUUGAUACAAAGCUUCUUUCUCUGUGAAGAGGGGGAAGCCGAUCGAGAAGAGUAGGUAGCUACGCAAUUCGAAUUUGUUGACCUUGCCCUACGCUGU
Messenger RNA from Cercospora beticola, 904 nucleotides. RefSeq names its product 60S ribosomal protein eL29 (gene RPL29). The record is from RefSeq and is a predicted model, not a curated record. Gene Ontology annotation, molecular function: structural constituent of ribosome. NCBI's taxonomy places the organism in Eukaryota, Fungi, Ascomycota, Dothideomycetes, Mycosphaerellales, Mycosphaerellaceae. Gene Ontology annotation, cellular component: cytosolic large ribosomal subunit; ribosome. Gene Ontology annotation, biological process: cytoplasmic translation.